Molecule: messenger RNA, 1320 nt
Organism: Bipolaris sorokiniana ND90Pr
Lineage: Eukaryota; Fungi; Ascomycota; Dothideomycetes; Pleosporales; Pleosporaceae
Exons: 2
Coding region: 1-1320 (439 amino acids)
Source: RefSeq, a predicted model, not a curated record
AUGCCUCCAGCUAAGAAACAGAAGAGUUCGCGCCACUCUGGCGUCUCCACGCAAGAUGCCCACAGCGACAGCUCAGACUCUGCCUUUGAAUCUGUGCGCCCACGCAAAAACAACAAGCGCAAGAGCACGGAAAGUGCGAGUGAUGAGAGCCAGAACGCGAGCAAGCGGGUAGAACUUGAGAAAUUAGCGCCAUAUGACUAUGUUUGCAUCCCUCGCCCCCUCUUUGAUGUCGAGGGUGAGAAUUGGCUCACAUGGUCAAUCAAUCCGUCAGCCCAUGUCGAAGAGGAAGAUGUUUAUAACAAGCUGUACAAACCCAAAUGGGAGCAGGAAAAGAAAGACGGUGUCUACAUGUCCCCACCUGAGAACCAUCCAGGACGCAAGUGGGUCAUGAUGUGGGGUGCAUGGCUCAAGAGAAACUUCCUGAUCCAGAAAGCUGAGUACUGUGACCCUGACAACUUCCACAUGCACAUUUACACCGAUUGGACAAGUUGGGGUAUAAUUGAGAUUGGAGAGAACAUGAUGAUCGAGUUUAACAAGGCCUAUCAAUCAAAAGAGCCUACACGCCUCGAAGAGAUGUGGGUCAUCAUUAGUGCUGUGGGUUUAUGGCUCAAUGAAGGGAAUUGCGUUAGCCAACUGAUUGAGGGCGAAGCUGAAGAUGUACCAAUGUUCAUUGGCCUUCUUGGCUGUGCUUUACUCACAACCCUUGCGGCCGUGGAGAAGGCAGGCGAACUCAAGCCAGACUCACGUUUUAUCGACCUGGCCCUCGUUAUCGCCUAUUACAUGGAGGUAUCGUACGAUCUUCCUGCUUAUGGUGUUGAGGGCGACUGUGUAGCCUGGCGCAAGCACGUUGUAAGCUACUUUGAGAAGGGCAAUCUGGAUCCAGCCAAGGGCCUGUCGACGACGAAGUUAAGGAUUGAGAAACUGAAGAAGGUGAACAAUUACAACGAGGAAGCUGAUGUGCCAAAUUCUGUAGCAAAUCUCCCUGUGACGUACGAUGACAAUCCCGUAUUGAAAUUAAUACGGGAGGAAGACAAUGGAAAGGAAAAUGAGCAUCCAAAAGCAACGGACAAGACAUCUGGAUCGUCGAAUCUAAAGAGCAGUAAAGGUAAAAAUACAGAGAAAGAGGAUGAUGUCUGGAAUUGGGUCAAGGUCUUCCAGACAUACAAGAAAAGACGAGAGCCAAUAAUGGGCGGGGAACAAUACGAUAUCACCAAGAUGACUCGAGCUGAACGAGCGAAGUGGGCGUUUAAUCACAAAGAUCCCCUCGCAGAUAUACCAGCCAAGGAUCUGAAAAACAACCUGGUAGAUUUCAAGCCAUAG